CUUGUUUACAGCAGAGAUUCCACGGAGGAGCGGAGACCCACAGCCUGCUCUAACCGAGGGCGAACCGUAGGAUUUCAGCCUCUGGAUAUACGCGCACCAGGAGUUUUAGUUUUCUCUCCCUUUUUUUUGUGAGGAUAAAGGCAAAACAAGAAACACGCUUAAAGGGCAACUCCUUGGACAUAUUCUCCCUCCCACCCUAGCCGAGGUCGUCUAGCUGGAGAGCUGGAGACCCAUUCUCUUGCGUGGCACAAGUCUGGUAUUUUCUUUCAGCUGCAAAUCCCGACUGACGGCAGAGAUAAGUCCGACCCGAGGAGCUGGAAAAUUGGUUUAAAAAACGACUUCUGUCUGUGGGCCAGGACUGCGCGUUGGGGUUCGUGAGCCUGUGCUGGCUGAAUGGCAUAGGCAAAAAAGGUUUUUCAUUCAUUUUUCAACCUCCCAGCCACCACCCCUGUGGAUCUGGACGUGUUUUCUGCCCCCCCCCCCCCUCCUCCUCCCCCCCUCAUACACAGCCAUUCACACGGGGGAUUCUUGCGAGUGACACUGGUUUAAUUUAUUAUGGUGGUGGAGGCUACUAAUAAUAACAUUUAGUCUGAUAUUUUCAUUGUUAUUACCAGGCCUGAUCGCACUGUACGCGCACUGCUGUUUUCAAGAGAUGGAGACUGAAGAUGGGGAUUACCAUCAUUUAUCCAGUGAAAUCACUGGCAUGUGUGCCAUACCAGCCGACGUCAAAGUAUCCAGUGAUUGGCAAAAAUAGCAGACUGUUUUUGUAUUUUUUUUUCAAAGAAAUUCCCACUCAUAACAAUUUAUACACAUUUAUUUAGUUUAAAAAAAUCCUGGUAGACAAGCAACCACGCAUUUACAGGCUAUCAUAGAGUAGCCUUUUGGGCUACAGACACAUUUAUUUUUUCCCCCUUUUCUUCAUAUUAAGGCUCUUUUUUUUUUUAGAAGCUGGUGUGUAUAACUUAUUGUUUCAUCCCUGGCUUUUUUUUUUAUUUUUUAUUUUUUAUUUUUUGAGGGGAAAAUAAUGUCCAGGAACAUGAGAUCUGACUCACCGAUGGGUAGCCCGACCUUGUUUUGGGGUUUGAUGCUGUCUGUAUCCACUAUCUGCAUGUGGUCCACAUAUGGAGAGAUUUGUGGUCCGAGUAUCGACAUCCGAAAUGAGAUCAGUGAGUUCAAGCGGCUGGAGAACUGCACGGUGGUGGAGGGCUACCUGCAGAUCCUCCUCAUCAACGACAAGACAAACAACAUGCACCAGGAGGUCUUCCGCACCCUCACCUUCCCCAAGCUGACCGUCAUCACCGACUACCUGCUGCUCUUCCGCGUGUCGGGCCUGGACAGCCUCAGCAUUCUCUUCCCCAACCUCAGUGUCAUCCGCGGGCGCAAUCUCUUCUACAACUACGCCCUCGUGAUCUACGAGAUGACCAGCCUGAAGGACAUCGGCCUGUUCAAACUGAGGAACAUCACCCGGGGGGCCAUGAGGAUUGAGAAGAACCCUGAGCUCUGCUACCUGGACUCAGUGGACUGGUCUCUUAUUAUGGAUGCUGGGUUCAACAACGUUAUCAAUGGAAAUAAGAAGGCAAAGGAGUGUGACAAUGUCUGUCCAGGCAUCAUGGAGGAUAACCCUCUCUGUCAGAGGACGUCGUUCAAUGACAACUACGACUACCGCUGCUGGACAUCUAACCAGUGCCAGAAAGUAUGCCCAGAACACUGCAAGCUUGCCUGUACAGACAAGGGGGAGUGUUGCCACAGCCAGUGCCUGGGCAGCUGCACUGAACCCAACAACGACAUGGCCUGCUCCGCCUGCCUCCACUAUUUCCAUGAGGACCGCUGUGUUCCAGACUGUCCCCCGGGCACUUACAAGUUUGAGGGCUGGCGCUGCAUCAACAUGGACCUGUGUUCUCAAGUGCACCUGCCCGGUGACACUCGCUUUGUCAUCCACGGGGGAGAAUGUAUGCCCGACUGCCCCUCUGGCUUCACACGCAAUGAGACUAAUCGUAUGUUAUGCAGUGCCUGCAAUGGCCUGUGUGACAAGGUGUGCACAUCCCUUGUCAUCGACUCUGUGGACGCUGCUCAGUCCCUGAAGGACUGCACUGUCAUCGAGGGCAAUCUGGACAUCAACAUUCGCCGUGGAAAUAACAUAGCGUCUGAGCUGGAGAGCUUCAUGGGAUUGAUCCAGACAGUGACGGGCUAUGUGAAGAUUCGACACUCCCACGCACUUGGCUCGCUGUCCUUCCUCAAGAGCCUGCGUUACAUCAAUGGGCAGGAACUCAUCGACAACAUGUAUUCGUUCUCCGCCAUCAACAACCAGCACUUGCAGUACCUGUGGGACUGGAGUCAGCACAACCUGACUAUUCGGGCUGGACGUCUCUUCUUUCGUCUGAACCCCAAACUCUGCAUGUCUGAGAUCCGCACGAUGUGGGAUAAGACGGGAAUAACUGUGAAGCCAGAGCAGGGUGAUUUCCGUAACAACGGUGAAAGAGCCAGCUGUGAAAGCCAUACCUUGACAUUUAAGUAUAACGACACAUUAAGCCAUAUGAUCAACCUGACAUGGGAGCGCUACAGGCCGCCAGACUACGGAGACCUUAUCAGCUUCAUAGUCUACUACAAGGAGUCCCCUUUCCAGAACAUCACAGAGUUUGACGGCCAGGAUGGCUGUGGGUCAAACAGCUGGCACAUGGUGGAUGUGGAUUUUCCUCAGGAUAAAACCGAUGACCCAAAAGUCAGUCUGCAGCACCUCAAGCCGUGGACCCAAUAUGCUAUUUUUGUGAAGGCCAUCACCCUGCAGGUGGAGGACAAACACAUAAGUGGCGCAAAGAGUGAUAUUAUCUACAUUCGCACACGCCCGUCACUGCCGUCUGUGCCUAAAGACGCCCGCGCUUUUGCCAACUCCUCGACUAAGCUGGUGGUGAAGUGGUCACCUCCGGUCUUUCCCAACGGCAAGCUGACCUACUACCUGGUCCGCUGGCAGCAGCAGCCUGAGGACAGGGAGCUCUACCAACAUAACUACUGCUCCAAAGAGCUGAAGAUCCCAGUCCGGAUCCCAGCGACGGGGCUCACAGACCAGGAAGAGAACACCAAGCCCACCAAGUCAGACCUGGCAGGGGCAGAGAAGGGCCCGUGCUGCGCUUGCCAGAAGACGCCCGAGGAGAAGGAUCGGGAGAAGGAUGAUCGCGUCUUUUUAAAGAUUUUCGAGAACUUCCUUCACAAUGCCAUCUUCCUGCCGAGACCUCCAGACCGUCGACGCAGAGAUGUUUUUGGUGUGGCUAACAACACACUGUUUCAUGAGGGUGCUGGUAGGGGGAACACCACCCUUGGCCCCGGGGAUAACAGUACAGAUGGCAUUCCUCCUAUUAAAGAGUACCCCUUCUCGGAAGACAAGAGCACAGCAGAAAAUUUAGAGAUCCCCAACCUGCGUCCCUUCACAGUCUACCGCAUUGACAUCCAUGCCUGCAAUGAGGAGGUGGGGCAGUGCAGCGCUGGAGCAUUUGUCUUCUCCAGGACCAAACCUGCAGUCAAAGCAGAUGACAUCCCCGGAAAGGUGAUCUAUGAGAGGAGUGAAAAGGUUGAGGGUUGUGUGGUGCUGCACUGGCCAGAGCCCAUCAUGCCCAAUGGACUCAUCCUGAUGUAUGAGAUCAAGUUCCGUCUGGGAACUGAGCCUGAGAAACACGAGUGUGUGUCGCGCCAGCAGUACCGCGAGCACAAAGGAGCUCGGCUGACCAACCUGGGCUCCGGAAACUACUCUGCCCGUGUGCGCGCCACUUCUCUAGCAGGGAAUGGCUCCUGGACGGAGAGCGUGUCCUUCUACGUGCCUCCGCCCAAACGAGACGAUGGUGUUGCGUUUUAUUUGGUCAUCAUAAUUCCCAUCAUAGUGACAGUUUUCAUCGCCAGCCUCACCACGAUUCUCUUCUUUGUCAACAAAAAGAGGAAUAGCGACAGAUUGGGAAAUGGAGUUCUUUAUGCAUCUGUCAACCCAGAGUACUUCAGUGCUGCUGAGAUGUACGUCCCGGAUGAGUGGGAGGUGGCCAGGGAGAAGAUCACUAUGCACAGAGAGCUGGGCCAGGGCUCCUUCGGCAUGGUGUACGAAGGCAUCGCCAAGGGGGUGGUCAAGGACGAACCUGAGACGCGAGUGGCUAUCAAGACGGUCAAUGAGUCCGCCAGCAUGAGGGAGCGCAUUGAGUUUUUGAACGAGGCCUCUGUCAUGAAGGAGUUCAACUGUCACCAUGUGGUGCGGCUGCUGGGCGUCGUCUCGCAGGGACAGCCAACCUUGGUGAUUAUGGAGCUGAUGACACGUGGUGAUCUCAAGAGCCACCUGCGCUCUCUGCGCAAAGAAAAUGCCACCAGCCAGGUCCUACCCCCGCUCAAAAAGAUGAUCCAGAUGGCAGGGGAAAUUGCUGAUGGCAUGGCGUACCUAAAUGCCAACAAAUUUGUCCACAGAGAUCUGGCUGCCAGGAACUGCAUGGUAGCAGAGGACUUCACUGUGAAGAUUGGAGAUUUUGGCAUGACCAGAGAUAUUUAUGAGACGGAUUACUACCGAAAGGGAGGGAAGGGCUUGCUGCCUGUCCGCUGGAUGUCUCCAGAGUCGCUGAAAGAUGGCGUGUUCACUACAAUGUCUGAUGUCUGGUCAUUUGGUGUCGUGCUGUGGGAGAUCGCCACCUUAGCAGAACAGCCUUACCAGGGCAUGUCCAACGAGCAAGUGCUGCGCUUCGUCAUGGAGGGAGGACUCUUGGACAAACCUGACAACUGUCCUGACAUGCUGUUUGAGCUGAUGAGGAUGUGCUGGCAAUAUAACCCCAAGAUGCGUCCGUCCUUCCUGGAGAUCAUCAGCAGCAUCAAAGAUGAACUGGAUCCUCCCUUCAGGGAAAUGAGCUUCUUCUACAGUGAGGAGAACAAGCCGCCGGACACCGAGGAGUUGGACAUGGAGGUAGAAAACAUGGAGAACAUUCCACUGGACCCUGCAUCCGCCAGGCAGCCCUCAGCUGCUGCCGCCCCCUCUUCGGGGUGUACAGGAGGCACGCCGCCUCCUUCUACCCAGCAGUUAUCCCCCAUGCAAGGCCCGAGUACUCCAUUACUGGGACCUAUGUCUCCCUCAUCCCCGGGCACGGUCGCCUCAGCCUUGGCGUCUCCAGGCCAACCCUUGGACAAGCACUCAGGACAUGUUUCGGCCAACGGGCCUGUGGUGGUGCUGCGGCCCAACUUUGACGAGAUACAACCCUAUGCACACAUGAAUGGGGGCAGAAAGAACGAACGGGCGUUACCACUGCCCCAGUCGUCGGCCUGCUGAUAUCAGACCAGCCCCUCCUCCUCCUCUUACACAGGGUAACACAAACCUCUCCUCCAUCUCUUAAGGAGGGAUGGAUGAGGUAAGGAAUGACUUUCUUCUACUGUGUGCCAGUAGAUGGUCUCUCCACUCCUUUAAGGUCAAACUUAAACUCUAAAAACUUAAACAGAAACCUGCUAAAGCAUUUGGAGUUUGGUGGCUCAGACUCGACACUGGGGAACUCCUUCCUGUGCAGCCUGUAUUUCAGUCAUUGUUACCUAAGUCCUUCAAACAAUACAGGCAUGUAUCCUGACUUACAGAUUUAGACAUAAAGAAAAUCAUUUUUUAGCAUAUCUGCCAGCAAAUCCAACAGAGGAGCACUUUUUUCCCUGAUGAUUUCAGAGAGGAUGUUGUGGAUAUCCGAGUGUGUAUUUAUACAAACACAUGAUUCUCUCUCUAUAAUAUGGUAUAACUCCAUUUCUAAAAUGACUUUCCAUCAAAAUGACUUUGUUUCCAUGAGCAGAUUGGCUCAUGCCACGUGAGGAUGCCUCAAUUAGAAAGUUUGGACUAAGAUAAUUGUUUCAUUUUCCUGUUGAUAUUUCUGUGGGUGUAGAUCCUGUCAGGAGUGGGUCGAAAUGGAAGAGGAGGGCCUAUUGUGUAUCUACCAAAAUGUUGCCAAAUCGAGCUUUUUCUGCAAUUUCAUACAGGUCUCCCUUCUUGUUUAAGGCUGUGAUUCAGAGUUGAGAUAGGUUUCUCUGGGAAACAAUACCAAAAUUGUUUGGUGGUGUUCAGACUUCAUGCUUAUCUUUAGCAGUAACUGCUCCAGCAGCAGCUGUGUGGGUGUGGGGGGGGGUGAUAACAGGACAGAAUACAGUGUUACUGUUGAGAUGUGCUGCAUUCACACCUGCAGUCAAAGUUUUCUCAGAAUAUGCAGCGUCUGCAGCGGGGGUGGAAUAAAUGUAACAAGCUUGUGAGGAGAAACACUAAAAUAAGUGAAUUGCAAACAGAGUAUAAAAUCAAGGCUGAGUUUAUUUCAUUCACGAUUUGAAAUGUAAGCAAAGGCAUCUUUAAUAAAAUUUUGUUGAUGUUCUUUCACUCAAUGGACAACAAUAUCAGUAUGAAAUCUUAAAUAAUUGAUAAUAAUAAGUAACCACUAGCAUUACCAUGAUGGCAACAAGAUUUUUUUAGAGGGAUAAAUUACUUUUUGAAACAUUUCAAAGUCUCAUUGGUUCCAGCUCCUCAAACGUGAGGAUCUGCUGCUUUUGUCCAGUGUCAUAGUAAACUGGUCAUAUUUGGGUUUGUGACAGUCGGUCAGUUGGUCAUCAUUGGAAGAUUAACUGAUAAUGAAAAUAAUCAUUCUUUGCGGCCCCCUAUUUUUCAUAUAAUUACAUUAGAAAAACCUGCAUGCUGUUGCUGAUGAUGGGCUUACCAACAUUUUCUGUUGCACCACCCGAAUCCCUUCAGAUCUAAGAAUAACUUUAUCCCUUCAUUUCUGUCAUCUUUUGAACAUCUGAGGGAAGUACACACAUGUGACUUGAGUCAGCCAACUCUGAAUCACAGCCUCGGUCUGUCUUUGUUUUAAUAAAAAAAAAAAAAGAAAAGGAAAAAAAAAAUAGAAACAAAACAUCAAAGCAUCAGAAGUCCCACACUGCAAAACACUGAACUUCACAAUCAAGGGAUACGACUCUGCCUCCACUUUCAUUUACUCAAACCUUAUCUGACAUUUUUUUAAAGUGUGCAUUUCAUGUGGGAGGUGAUAACUGCUAUUCAAUUUAAAUGGCACCAAAAACAUCACAACAAACAAACUGAGUCUGAGACCUGAGACAGAAAAUGAGAAGGUGUUGGAUCGGUAAAGAUUUUAGUAGCCUAGAGACAACUUUUAAGUCACAACAGGUCUCUUUUAGAAUAGUCAUUAGUUUCUCUACAUUUCGAACACAUAUAAAGGUCUUACAGUUGUAUUUUAGACUGCAGGAUCGUUUUUAUACACAUCAUUGAUUUUGUCACUUUUUUAAACCUUUUUACGGUUCAAAAUGUUUGCCUCUAUGUCUGUACAGAACAAAGCUGCUAUUUUAUUCUUUUUCUCUUUUGGAUGUUAUAUAUAAAGGAAUCCUUCAGGUUUGGUAUUUUAUGGUCUCCACUACAGUCCAUUUCUUAUAUCUUCAAACUCUGUUUAAAAAAAUAAAAUGAAAAUAAAACUACAAAAAAUAAGAUGAUUUAGAUAUAAAAACUUUUUUUUUCUGUUACCCCAAAAGGUUUUUCUGUAACACUACAUUUUGUUCAUUGCCUUUUAUUGUUAUGAAAUGUUUCUUCUGUAUUUGUUUUGUGGAUGUCUAUAUUAUUAUUAUUAUUAUUAUUAUUAUUAUUAUUAUUAAUAUUAUUAUUAUUAUCAUUAUCAUUAUUAUUAAUAUUAUCAUUAAUUUUAUUAUUUGGAAUGGACACCUUAGCUCGAUGUGUGAGCGUGUACUUUCUGCACCCUUUUUGUACUUGUUGUCUCGCACUGCGCCUAGCAUUGCCCUCUAGGUGCGACUCAAUCUCAGGUCAAAGUAAAGGCUUUGCUUUCUCCACACAUUCUCAUGAUCGUCCUCUACUUGUCUAACCUUGUAAACCCCCCGCCCCACCCCACCCCACCCCACCCCACCCUACCCUCCAUGCGCCAUCAUCAUGUUUUGUUGAGUCCAAUAGUGCCCGCUUUCCUUCCCUCUGGCCCCUCACUGACCUCUACGACAAACUGUACCCGUUUUCCCCCUGGUGCCUCCUUUUUAAAGUCGGAUUUGUUCCGGUAUACAAGAUAUUUGCUUUAUACUAGAUCUGGUAUUUUAACCCAUCCAUUUCCUGCCUCUUCUCAGAUUAAUAGGGCUAAUUGGGUUGUGUCUUGUUUGCCUUAAUUAUGCCAACCAUCGUUCAGUCAUUCAAAAUCUGCCCAUCCCCCCUCCUCCCUUUUUUAAAUUCUUUUUUUUUAUUACUUCAACAAGCGCAAUACAACGUCACUUCUGUUAAUGUUACUUCUUCAAAGUGAGAACAGGUCUUAUUGUUUGUCUUCAUAAUCACAGCUUCUGAAAACCAAAUAAAGGAUGGGUUAAAGUCCAGGGAAGGGAACACAUUUCAAUGUAAUGAAUGGAAAAGGUCUUAAAAUGGAGGCUGAAUAGUGAAAGUGUUUUGAAGGAUUUCUUCUCAUCUUUUAGAAAUAUUGCCUGGUGAUUUUCUUUCCCUCUUUGAAGUUUUUUUUUUCUGUAGGAGUGUUAUUUAUUUAUUUUUUUUAUUUUCCUUUUGUGAUAUCAGUUUAAAUCACUGUAUAAAUGCCCCAUGAUUCAGUAUAAAGUUGGAUUUUUUUGUAUGUAUUUUCUUUGGUGUCAUGACUGGGGGACUUAAAAAAACAACUUUUUUUUCCUUCAAGUAUAUAUCUACCUCACUCUUUUUAAAUAUAUGUAAGCGUAUGGAAAACAAGUACAUCUCACUCUUUCUCAUUAGUUUAUAUAGAAACCUCAUCACCUGGAUAAAACCCACAGGGAUCUAGACAAACCUCAUAAAGCAAACUAGGACAGGAGAUGGAAUUUAGGUGCUGUAGGUUCAGUCCACCAAUUUCUGGCCCAGUGGUUUACGUAAAGUACAUUUAUUCCUCUGAGCAUACAAAAGAAAAAAGGACUGUGUGCUGUGGCCUCCAAUAAAUUCAAUUUGUUGUUGCAUUAUCUAUUGAAAUAUAACUCAAUUAAGUCAGCCUACACGCUAAUUCAACUGGGUUUACAGUGUUAUAAGGCUUAGAGCAGGUGCAGUACAGCAUGUGAUAAGACACGAGGCCGGGGCAUCAACAUCAGACAUUCCAUCUCCUCUGACUCCAAACCUAUUGUCACAACCUUAAAUCCUCAACAGACAGAAACCUUUUAUCAUCUAAAAUUAAUUUAUAUAGAAGUCUAAACAGUUACCAUGAGGAAUAUUUAAAAAGGGAAAAGUUUUAUUGACCUCCAAUUAAAAGUAAAUAAAUGUAUCUGCUGUUCCCCUGCAGCCUGUAAUAAUGCAGGUUACAGCACAACUCCACAUUUUCAUCAACUUUAGUUUAUUCCAAACAUCCAGAUCACACUCUCAAAAAAAAAAAAUACAUUGAGUAAUAAAUAUGGAUCUGUACUGUGAAUGUAACAAAGAUAUUUCUGUACUUUCUACACAAAACCUUUAUAGAGAUAGCAGCAACUCCACCUCCUACAUGUUUCUACCUUCAGGCUUAAAUGAACAACAUCAACAGUUUGUCUGUCAAUGUUUAGUCAAAGCAGCAGACGAAACUUUGUUCUUGUCAAUAAGAUUAUUAGAUUUGAUUGUUUUUUUUUUGUUUUUUUUUUACCCCUCUUUAUGGCUAUGUAAACGCCAUUAUCUCCCCUGUCUACCUGCUGAAUGCUAUGACCUUCUAGCUCUAGUGCUCAUUUCCACUAUCAUCAGGGUGAAUCUCUUAGUGAUUUUAAACUCUACACACCUUUUUCUGGCCUGUUGUACUGCUACUCACAGUUAUGCUGCUGGUUCAAAAUACUGUCGCCUCAGUGGAUCUUAUACUGUCAGCAAGUGUUGAGUGUAAAGGUGGCAACGGAGCUUUUACAUCUCAAAGCUUCACGUAAAAACCUCAGUUCUACUUUUUACUCACAGUGGCUACGUGUCGAACGUUGUCUCAGUGCAAGGGCUUCUGAGCCAGAGGUGUAAAAUAAUUAGAACAUCUGUGCUGAGAUGAAUACCCAAAAGCAAUAAAAAAUGGUAUUAUGAACAGGCCACUGGGUAAUUUCUAAUGUGAAAUCUGGGUGCUCAAUCUAGGUUCUUCUUACGCAUUUUAUCUGUGCAAGAUUGAAGAGAAUAACAAUCAAAGAGUGAACAAUCUUUUGGUUGAAAAACAGUGCGACUGCUGCUGAAUUAUUACAUUGGUACAGAAAUCACCACUGACAAGCAAACAUCUUGUGUAGUUACUUAACAUAUCUGUGCAUUAAUGUUUUUUUUUUCCAGUUUGGAUGUAUGUAAUGGUAAAAUAUUUCUUAUAUAUUUCAGCUUUUCAGUACUGGUAGUAGACAUUACAUUGACCUGUUGUGAGGUGAAUUGCUGUUGAAUUACUGGUUACCAUUAGAUCACAAACCUGUCGCAAACUACAGCAUUUAAACAAGCACGUGGACAUACAGUAUAUAGGACAGGGAUGUUGCAUAGAUUACGGGUAGACAUGGUGAAGAGUAAACAACAUGAUUAGAAAAAAAAAAAAGAUAGGCCUAAGUUUACAGCUUCACACUAGUUGCUAUUUUUUUGCAUUACCAGAUUUCCAGCGUAAAUACACAGUCACUAACUAGAACACAUUCAACGUAGUCAUUUAUAAUGUUAAUUCUUCAGAAUGUUCUUCAUGCAAACCUCAGGUUUAUGGAGGAAUGCGUCAGUACAUUCAAACUGCAAUAAUAAGUUUGAGGUUUAUCAUGAUCAUGCCUCUGUUUUUAUGAUUUGCAUUCCUAUAUCUUCUGAGGGGGCCUUGGUCUACUACUAUUAUCUUAUUAUAAUACUUUCACAAGAUCUGUGUGUUCAUUACCUGAUUGGGGAAAGAAAUAAUCAAAAACCUUCACUAGACUCUGUCUUCUUUCAAACUCUGUAUCUGAGGCCUCAAAGUUUUUUCACACCUAUAGCUGAGAUGGUGUAUUUUUUGACAUGCCAUCUUCCAAAUGUGUAUCUGAGAAUUUCUUGUAUUUUCUUUUUCUUCUGAAAUUUUGAAUAAAUAAAUGAAUGAGAACUUUGA
Messenger RNA from Seriola aureovittata, 10997 nucleotides. It is a transcript of the gene igf1ra, whose product is annotated as insulin-like growth factor 1a receptor. Lineage: Eukaryota; Metazoa; Chordata; Actinopteri; Carangiformes; Carangidae. Gene Ontology annotation, molecular function: insulin receptor activity; ATP binding; insulin receptor substrate binding. Gene Ontology annotation, cellular component: membrane; insulin receptor complex; axon. The transcript has 21 exons. The record is from RefSeq and is a predicted model, not a curated record. Bases 1025 to 5281 code for a protein of 1418 amino acids. Gene Ontology annotation, biological process: insulin-like growth factor receptor signaling pathway; protein autophosphorylation; multicellular organism development.